Molecule: messenger RNA, 1869 nt
Organism: Hevea brasiliensis (rubber tree)
Lineage: Eukaryota; Viridiplantae; Streptophyta; Magnoliopsida; Malpighiales; Euphorbiaceae
Product: ethanolamine-phosphate cytidylyltransferase
Exons: 8
Coding region: 238-1494 (418 amino acids)
Biological process (GO): phosphatidylethanolamine biosynthetic process
Cellular component (GO): cytoplasm
Molecular function (GO): ethanolamine-phosphate cytidylyltransferase activity
Source: RefSeq, a predicted model, not a curated record
GAUCCAAUUAUUAAAAAUAAAAAUAAAUUUCAAAUUCAACGGGCAUGCGAAAAUUCAGAUAUGUUCAUUUCAAUUCUCAGAUACAGAAAUGGCAAAGGGAAACCCUAAACCGUCUCAGGAGAGGUGAAGGUGAAGGCAAAUCGGUUUGGUUGGUGGGAAAAUUGUUCGAAGGAAGAUGCAUUUCAUAGAAUAGACGCAGCAUUUGGGAAUUUUAUUUUAUUUUUUUUUUUGCAAGCAAUGGCUUCCGACGCUAGCGGCCAAUCGGAGAAGGAAAAGAUGGUGGCGACGUGGCUGGUGGUGGUGUUGGGGGUUUCUCUAUUAGGAUUGUAUUUGAAAGGCGAUGAAUUGAACCAAUGGAGGAGAAUCAGGGGAAAGAAGAAAAAGAAGAUACGCGUGUACAUGGACGGCUGCUUCGACAUGAUGCACUACGGCCACUGCAAUGCACUCCGUCAAGCUCGCUCUCUGGGGGACGAACUGGUGGUAGGCGUCGUGAGCGACGCGGAAAUCAUAGCGAAUAAAGGUCCCCCUGUUACGCCUCUCCACGAGAGGAUGAUCAUGGUUAAAGCCGUCAAGUGGGUGGACGAGGUGAUUCCGGACGCGCCGUAUGCAAUCACCGAAGGCUUCAUGAAGAAGCUCUUCGAAGAAUGUGACAUCGAUUAUAUCAUCCAUGGGGAUGACCCUUGUGUUCUUCCUGAUGGAACUGAUGCCUAUGCCCUUGCGAAGAAGGCUAGCCGCUACAAGCAGAUUAAGCGCACCGAAGGAGUCUCAAGCACCGAUAUAGUUGGGCGAAUGUUACUGUGUACGCGAGAGAGAUCAAUUAGUGAUAAUCACAAUCACUCAUCUUUGCAAAGGCACUUCAGCCAUGGUCAUAGCCCGAAAUUUGAAGACCGUGGAUCUGGAACUAGAGCUGGUACUCGCGUUUCUCAUUUUCUUCCUACUUCUCGCAGAAUUGUUCAGUUCUCCAAUGGCAAGGGGCCAGGUCCUGAUGCCCGCAUAGUUUAUAUAGACGGUGCUUUUGAUCUUUUUCAUGCUGGACAUGUUGAGAUCCUGAGGGUUGCUCGAGGGCUUGGAGAUUUUCUUCUUGUUGGAAUACACAAUGAUCAGACUGUCAGUGCUAAAAGAGGUGUGCAUCGCCCUAUUAUGAAUCUUCAUGAAAGAAGUUUAAGUGUUUUGGCUUGUCGAUAUGUGGAUGAGGUGAUAAUUGGUGCUCCAAGUGAAGUUUCUAAAGACAUGAUAACAACCUUUAACAUCUCUUUAGUAGCGCAUGGAACAGUAGCAGAGAACAUUGAGUAUGAGAAGGAACUGUGCAAUCCAUAUUCUGUUCCAAUUAGUAUGGGUAUCUUCAAAGUAUUGGAAAGCCCUCUGGAUAUUACAACUACCACAAUAAUUAGGAGGAUUGUAGCAAAUCAUGAAGCAUACCAGAAACGUAAUGAGAAGAAGACAGAAAGUGAGAAGAGGUAUUAUGAAGAUAAGACGUACGUAUCUGGUGAUUGAGCUGAGAUCGGACCACACAUGGACAGUUGGUGAUUGCUUUUAAUAUUUAUAGGAGUCGCGGGAAUAACCUGUACAAACAUUAUGUGGGGUUGUGAUUUUUUGUUGCAAUCCAAUUGUUAAGGUCACAUGCAAUUGAUGAGUUAGUUCUGAUAGGAAGUUUUUUUUUUUUUUUUUGGUUCUUAAUACGGCCCUUGGAAUUAGAUCCAAGGCGUUGAUAGCAAAAUUGACGAAUUGAAAUGUGGAUUUUAUUAGGAAAGCUAUGUAUUAUUAGAUAGAGCAUCAGCAGCUGGGCAUGCAUCUCAUAGGUUCAGUUAUCUUCAUGGAUAAGAAAUUAUUUUUUCGGCAUCGAUAAUGGAAAAUUUUACUAUUUAUUCA